AUGACAAGUACAUCUUCCACCUCCGCUUUCGACGAUAGGCGACCCAUAUCCAUGAGCUUCCGUCACAGCCAAUCUGGGAGACCUGAUUCGCCCCAUACGCCCCAACAUCACCUCCGUUCCAACAAUUCUUCCUUUGCAAGCACCUCCUCCGCAAGCACAUCAUUUCGCGGAGAAGAAGACGCUAUCAUUUUCGAAUUUGGGGCAAGAUGGCUUCGGGCAGGGUUUGAGGGGGAAAGCACUCCAAUGUGUGUGGUUGGGUGCGGUCCAGAGGAGUCGAGAAGGGUUGGCGAUUACAGAGGGUGGUUGAGAAGCAACGAGACGGACUCAUCACGCUCGCAACCAGUCAAAGCCGACGAAUGGGCUGGUGCAUAUGAACUCUGGAAGAUGGAUGUACGCGAUAUGGAUAUGGCACUCAUUGACGACAAGAUUGAGCGCAUGUUUCGCGAGACCUACAAUAAAUACCUGUUGACAGAUGCGGGAACAUCGCGACUGGUUCUGGUUCUUCCGUCUAUCAUGCCACACCCUCUCCUAUCAUCGCUUUUGUCAACCCUGUUUAGCCGUUGGCGGUUUCCAAGCAUCACCCUUUUAACCAGUGCUCCUAUGGCCGUGGUCGCAGCUGGGCUGCGUUCAGGCUUGGUGGUGGAUAUUGGAUGGGCGGAAACCGUUGUCAGCGGUAUCUACGAAUACAGAGAAAUGGCCGUCAAGCGCAGCACGAGGGCUAUGAAGUCCCUACUGCAGGAAACUGGACGGUUUCUGACACGACUCUCCGAUGACAGCGGGGCCACGCAAUCGGCGGACGAAAUCUCCGUUCAUUAUGAGCUCUGCGAAGAAAUUGCCAGUCGGUUCUUGUGGUGUAAGCCCAAGGCGGCUUCCCAAGGCUCCACGGCGACACCGCAGCAACAGCCAUCCGAGGCACAAGAGGAGGAUUCUGGAGCGGCUGACCAACACACUACUUCACACUCAGAUGCAACGGUGUCGCUUCCCUCCCCGUCAGGUUCAGGUUCAGCAUACAUUGACCUUCCUUUCUCCAAGCUCGCGGAACCGGUAGAAAAGGUUCUCUUUGCGGAGGGCUUAGCCGAUUGCGAGUUGGACGACGAGGAAAAGCCGUUGCCGUUGUUGGUGUAUCAUGCCCUGCUUAGCCUGCCUCCUGAUGUCCGCGGCACGUGCAUGUCGCGUAUUAUUUUCAUUGGUGGAGGCUCUAAUAUCCCUGGUGUCCGACAGCGCAUCCUCCAGGACGUGGCGUUCCUGGUGGAAAAGUAUGGCUGGUCACCUGUCCGCGGCAAGGUUAUCGAGCAGCAACGCCAAAAGCUUGAGGGCCUAAGACUCUCUCAACCAACCAAGCCGACUGUCACAAAGCAGGAGGGUGAGAACGAGACCCCCGAUGCUGCUGCUGCGCGAUCAACUCCAGAUGCACAAGCAGAAGAAGAGAUCGACCCCAUCGAGCAAAAGAUCCGUCGUAAUAACAAAGACAAGGAUACCCACCCGCCAAUCCAAGGUGUCCUGCGGGAGGUCGAAUCCCUUGGACCCUGGGCAGGAGCCAGCCUUCUCACGAGUCUCAAGAUCCGGGGCUUAGUCGAGAUUGAGCGGGAAAAAUACCUCCAACAUGGCCUCGCAGGAGCUAGUCGGGAUCUGGAGCAUGGGCAUGCUCCUGAUAGGCGCUCGGGGUUACGCACGGGAGGCGACCGGUCUAGUUGGACUUUGGCUGGCUGGGGUUGA
Messenger RNA from Aspergillus costaricaensis CBS 115574, 1716 nucleotides. Its product is annotated as putative actin-related protein RO7. The record is from RefSeq and is a predicted model, not a curated record. The transcript has a single exon. Gene Ontology annotation, biological process: microtubule-based movement. Lineage: Eukaryota; Fungi; Ascomycota; Eurotiomycetes; Eurotiales; Aspergillaceae. Bases 1 to 1716 code for a protein of 571 amino acids.